Rhizophagus irregularis DAOM 181602=DAOM 197198 is the source of this 492-nucleotide messenger RNA. The record is from RefSeq and is a predicted model, not a curated record. NCBI's taxonomy places the organism in Eukaryota, Fungi, Glomeromycota, Glomeromycetes, Glomerales, Glomeraceae.
AUGCACUUGAAAGAGGAAUUCUUAGGUCACGAAAAUGAUUGGGUGACCGUAUACAACCAGGAAAUAAAGGCAUAUGGAAAAGAGUAUAGCGACGAUGAAUUGAACCACAUUUUCAAAGAGAUGCCUGGUGCCAUACAACUUCCAGUUAAUCAGAAAAGUCUGCCACACAGUAAAAAAAGAAAGAUGGUAACUACUAAGCAUGUCAUUGAUAAUGGGUGUGAUUACAAGGCCAGAGUUGGCGUUAGAAGACCUGAAGAACCUGAACUAGUUGCUCUGAUCAAUUAUAACUUAUAUGAUGAUCGUUAUGAUAAUCAUAAAAAAUAUGAAUGCAUCAUAGACACAGAUGAGGGAUGGAAUUUGAGACCUAUAGCAGGCUCAGGUUAUGGAGAUGGCGUAGCUGAAAUCCAUGCAAAUAAAAUAUUUGAAGUCCGUCUCAGCGAUAGACGUAAUUGGACAAAAUGGGUCCCAGCAAAGAUUACAGUCUGGGAUUAA